AUGCACGGCUUGCCAAUGACGGCUUCUUUGAAUGGAUUGGUGUUGCAGGUGUUCCGACCGUACCGUGCCAGCUCGCACGACAUGUGCCGCUUCCACUCGGAAGAGUACAUUGACUUUCUCGAGCGAGUCACGCCGCAGAACAUCCAGACCUUCACCAAGAGCCUGAGCCACUUCAACGUGGGCGACGACUGCCCUGUGUUUGAUGGUUUGUACGACUUCUGCUCGAUGUACACGGGGGCCUCUCUGGAGGGAGCUGUCAAGCUCAACAACGAGUGCUGCGACAUUGCAAUCAACUGGUCUGGUGGCCUGCAUCAUGCGAAGAAGUUUGAAGCGUCUGGCUUCUGCUACGUCAACGACAUCGUCAUCGCCAUUCUCGAGCUGCUCAAGUACCAUCCGCGAGUGCUCUACAUAGACAUCGACAUUCACCACGGGGACGGUGUGCAGGAGGCCUUCUACCUGACGGACCGGGUGAUGACGGUGUCGUUCCACAAGUACGGCAACUACUUCUUUCCGGGCACUGGCGACAUGUACGAGCUUGGCGCCGAGAGUGGCCGCUACUACUCUGUCAAUGUCCCCCUCAAGGAAGGCAUUGACGAUGCCAGCUACUUUCAGGUGUUCAAGCCCGUGAUCCAGGGAGUGAUGGAGUUUUUCCAGCCGAGUUGCAUCGUGCUGCAGUGUGGGGCUGACUCGCUGGCAGGCGACCGACUGGGAUGCUUCAACCUGAGCAUCCGCGGCCAUGGCGAGUGUGUCAAGUUCAUCCGCGAGCUAGGCCUGCCACUGCUGGUGCUUGGUGGUGGCGGAUACACGGUGCGCAACGUUGCACGUGCCUGGACCUACGAGACGUCACUGCUGCUGGAUGAGCCAGUUAGCUCGGAGAUUCCCUACAACGAAUACUUUGAGUACUUUGCCCCCGACUUUACCCUGCACCCAGAAGUGGUCACUCGGCAGGUGAGUGGUCUUGCUAGGCAGGGCUUGAACAGCGGUUGA
Messenger RNA from Rhipicephalus sanguineus (brown dog tick), 987 nucleotides. It is a transcript of the gene HDAC3, whose product is annotated as histone deacetylase 3. The coding region runs from base 1 to 987 and encodes 328 amino acids. NCBI's taxonomy places the organism in Eukaryota, Metazoa, Arthropoda, Arachnida, Ixodida, Ixodidae. Gene Ontology annotation, molecular function: histone deacetylase activity. The record is from RefSeq and is a predicted model, not a curated record. The transcript has 6 exons.